Messenger RNA from Schizophyllum commune H4-8, 1409 nucleotides. RefSeq lists its product as uncharacterized. The record is from RefSeq and is a predicted model, not a curated record. The transcript has 7 exons. The coding region runs from base 89 to 1276 and encodes 395 amino acids. NCBI's taxonomy places the organism in Eukaryota, Fungi, Basidiomycota, Agaricomycetes, Agaricales, Schizophyllaceae.
CCGCCGAUGAUCUGCUAUAUAGCCAGCGACGUGCGCGUUCUUUUCCCCGCCUCUUUCCCUUCUCCUUGAUACCCCAGGAUCUUAAAUCAUGCCCGUUAUACCCAUAGACGCCAGUCUCGCGCCGGAGGUUGUCGAGUUUUGGGGCAAGCGGUACCGCGAGGUGAAAGAGGAGCUCGAGGAGCUAAAGGCAACCUGCAGCGCGAAGGAGAAUCGCGCGCCGAAUGGCCUCGAGGGAUGUCCUCCUGCUAGGCUGGAAGGCCUCCUCACCCAGCUCGACGUACACCUCACCUCCCUCCGAAAGAAGGACAGGUCAACGAUGGUCACGAAGAAGGACGACGGACCUCUGAGAGACGCGCUCACGGCCGCGCUGAAGGAGCGCGAUGACCUGCGGUUCCGCAACUCUGCGCUAGAGGCGGAUCGCGCAGCGUUGACGAGUCAGGUGCAAGCCUUUAUGAUCCAGGCCGCCGCACUUGCCACGGAGGCAUGCAAUAGUCGGAUGAAUGCGGUGCACAAACAAUUCCCGCCUACGACGUUCGUGGACAAGGACUUUCAAGUAUCGCCCCUCACCCUCACCGAGCCCGAGGCGUUCAUGCACUCUUUACCAUCGCAAUACACGAGUGGCACACGCCUCUACUUCCUGCCACGCCCUCCAGCGUGUAUGCCAUUACACGUCCCGCGCUCUGCGCAACCGGGCUACUGGUUUUAUCCCGUCCUUCUCGCUCCCGGCGAUACGCACUUCGAACUCAUCGUUGAGGGGAGUCCAGGACAGUGGACGUAUCUUGGGCGCUACGUGACUGCCGGCAUGCCCGGGCAGGAGAUGAAGCUCUCGGAGUGGAUGAUGCUCGAUGAAAGGACAAAGCAGGCUCACUGUCAUCGUAUUGCCUCGCACGCGAUGGAGCACGGUCAGACUCCAACCAUUCCAGCCCAGCUCGAAGUGCGCCGCCGAUACGACACGGGCGAAUGGAACGUCCCGUGCUACUCCCUCCAGUGCAUCGGCUACGACCUGACGCUUUACAACACGCUGCACGAAGUGGCGCAGGCGACGUCGCGUCGUGGCAGCAUCGUCUCGGAGCCGGGCAUGCGACAGGACGAGGUCUCCCGGGAGACGAGCUCGACGCCGUCGACAGUCGACGUCCCAGAGGCGGUGCGCAAGCGGAAGAUGCAGUCACCCAUGAUGGGCGAGAACAUGGAGGCGGAUAGCAGCUUGAGCACGAACGCUCCGACGAUGAAGAAACCGAGGCUGAUUCUGCGCGACUUGCCGGUACAGGACCAGUGAGGUUCGAGGGAAUGCGGGUUUGGACUUCGUUUAAUGUGGCCUCCCUUUAUAAUCGUCUAAUUGCCAUGAUAUUGGCUCUGUUCACCACCUUGCCACUCGUACAACCUGGUUUUUGGGAAGAAAACAAUGUGUG